This is a messenger RNA of Durusdinium trenchii, 2136 nucleotides long. NCBI's taxonomy places the organism in Eukaryota, Dinophyceae, Suessiales, Symbiodiniaceae. The record is from the annotation of a GenBank genome assembly.
AUGGGCAAGCUGCGCAUGACCGGAAACGUGGCUCAGGCGAAGUUGGAGAAGGAGCGCGACAAGUUGAAGCAAUGCAUUUGUUUCUUCAAUGCUGGAGGUGAUUAUGAGAAAUUGAAGCACUUGCUUCAAAGCUGGAGGGGAAGCAAUGCAUACGUCCACAACUUGAACCAGACCAAUGACAACUACUCUCAGAUUCGUUGCAGUGAUUUGGAAUACUUGGCCAAAAGUCACGUGCAAUACCAAGAACCCAAGUACGAGAGCCUCACUGACACUGAAACCAUGAAAACGAUGCACAACACAGUGCUGGGGCUGGCUUUACGCAUGACACGAAAAAACAAUGAGCGGGUGCUCAUGGGCUUUCUGUACGAGAAGUGGGAUGUGGGAGACCAAGAUUCGAUGAUACAAAGACGCGUGGACAUCGUUCGGAUCCUAUUGGAGAGUGGAUUCCUUUGGGGCAGUGGAGAUUUAGUUUGCGAGGUGGUACCAGAGAAGGAAGGCUAUCACAAGGAAGUGCGAGAGGCCUUUGCGCGGACAGUCCUGCAUGACUUGGUCCGUAACGAUAUUCACUUGGACAAAGAUCAGUUGAUGUUGAUGAAGAAGAGUGAGAAAUGCGGCGGCAACGAGAUGGAUGGUGUCGUUUGGGUCUUGGCGCAAGCCCCCGGCGCCUUUACGAUGCUGGGCCUGUUGGAGCCACAGACCGUCCUGAUGUGUGACGCACAGGAUAGGGAUGCACACGACCACGCCUCCAUCGACUUCAAAGAGCUUGUGCAACUCUAUAUGGUCAUGCAAAAGCCUUUGACAACUGUGGACCCCUAUGGCUGGAAUGCCGAGAUGCUUGCAGCAAGGCUGCUGAGAAGGCAUCACGUCGCCAUCUUGUGGCAAGAAGUCCAGGAUACGUGGCGCCUUGAUUACAAGGAGGCUUUCAAGAAAUGGUCUGGCCUCCCGGAGUGGCUCACCAAUGCCAUGGCAACUUCAUACGUCAAUGCUUCCUUGAGACUCCAUGUUUUUGGUUGGCUUUGCUUCAUUAUUUUUCUGCUGGUCUUCCUGAUCCUCCUCAUGGUCUUUGUGCCUUAUGCAUUUCACCGCAUGUGUGGCCUUGUAGCGCUGAGAGGCAUCCUCAGGUGGGCCUCUGAGCACGGUGGCUCCUUCCUUUUUGUUGACAUGUCCUUCAGGGUCUUGUGGCUCAUGAUGAUAAACACGGCAUUUCUACAGGUGCCUCCUUUGCUCAUCACGUGCUUCGAGAACCAAGUUCUUCCGGGUUUGGGCAUCAUUCCAUCGGUGACCUUCUGGAAUCCUCUUCCCAUUACGGCCGUUGUGAUCAGCGUUCUUUGCUUGGUUUCGGCAUCGAAGUGGGCCUACGACGACUACCAGGAACCGGAAACCAAACAAAAUGAGCAGAAAGCAGAGGACAAAAGCAUCCCAGAAGACCGGUUCCAAGAUCCCACUUGCCACUUGAUUGGUUGCAUUUGCAUUUUCUUCCUGGUGACGAUUCUCAUGAUCAUUUACAUCCGGACGAUUCUGCAACCAUUGGAGAUGAAUCCCAAAAGGAUGUUCCUCUGGUGGUGCGCUCAACUUGUGCAAGUGAAGAUCACCUUGGAUGACAAGACCUUAAAGCAAGAAGUUCAAGACCUCAAACGACUGCGUGACGCGAUUCAGAAGACGGAACAUCAUGAGGACCAUGAGUUCUGUCAUUAUAGCCAGCUCCGACUUUGUGAGAACUUGGCGUCCGAUUUCGAGAACCCAGGCCCUGGCUUGGAGAAGGACGAGGUCACCAAGCCGACGCCACAUCCAGCGCCAGAACAACAUUUUGCUGACGUCGUGAGAGAGCUCUCAGGGCAUUGGCUGCGAUGGGCCUGUUGCAUGGUGACCCCGGAGAACAAAACGAUGUGGGGUUUGCACCUGUUGGCGAACAGGUGGACCAGCCACAUGGAGCGCGAGUCCAAGGAGACUCUGGAGGUCCCUUAUUCCGACGAUUGGGCAGAGGUUGUGAAGAAGGAGAUGGAGGGCAAGGACCUAAUGUCAUACGUCGUCCGCCAGACCAACGACGAAAAGUCCAUUGAAUUUAAGGCCAACGAGCCCGCGCUGUCGAGCAUCCCAACGCGCGACAAGUUCCCCCCUCUUCAUCAAGCGAGCUGA